CAGCAGUUACCGUGUGCUGUGCAGAUACACAGCUCCCAGUGAACAUAUAUUAUUUUGAGCCGGAUCUCCCAAAGCCACUUGCAGGUUCUUCAGUAUCUAAAAAGUCAAAUAUGUCAUCUUGUGGAAAUUUGGGAAUUGAUGAAUCUUGUAUAGUUGUGCAGUCAAAUGUUAGUUAUGGGAUCAGAUUUUUAUAUCAGAGUAUGGAAUGUGAUAAUUGUUCAUUGUUACAGCUGAAUCCUUUGGGACCCUUUAAAUCACAGAAAAAAAUAUUGAAGUUUGCUUCAUUAGGUACUGUGUGGCAAGUAGUUGAUGAGGAAAAUAAAACCAUAUGCAGUAAAUCUCAUAAUUACUUAGGAGAAAAUUCAUCAUACCAUAUUAUUGUUAAUGACAAGAAUUGUUCUCUUGUCUGUGAAAAGGAACCAGAGGCAGUUUACAUUCCCAUUUUAAUUGCUAUUGGAAUAUAUUUUCUACUUGCUGUUAUAUGGAUGCUUGGGAAAUUUAUUUACAGAACAGAAGUAAUAAAUCGUCUGCUUCACCGGGAUUCCAUGGAUGUAAGUGUUGACCUGACUGCAGCAUAUUCUUCUACUAGUUCCAUCAAUGACAGCAAGAAACAGAAACCUGUGCAACGUAGGCUACGUUCUCUGGACACUGUGCGAGGAAUAGCUAUUGUUAUCAUGAUCUUUGUGAAUUAUGGUGGCGGGAAAUAUUCCUUUUUUCAUCAUUCGCGAUGGAAUGGCUUAACUAUUGCUGAUGUAGUUUUCCCUUGGUUCAUUUGGAUGAUGGGAAUGUCUAUGGCCAUGUCACUUAGAUCUCUUUUGAGAAAAUCAGUGCCUCGAAAAAAAAUCUUCUUAAAAAUUGUUAAGCGAUCUAUAAUUUUAUUUGCCCUUGGAUUAAUGCUGAAUACCUAUUGUAGAACUGUAAACCUAGCAGAACUGAGAAUUCCUGGUGUGUUGCAAAGGUUUAGUAUAUCAUAUUUUGUUGUUGCAACUGUACAUCUAUUCUAUGCAUCUCCUGAAGAUAUUGACCAGAUGUCUUCGCUGUCUCCAUAUAGAGAUUUAGUUCCGUAUGGUGGAGAAUGGCUUAUUAUGCUAACAUUUUUGGCAAUUCACAUUUUGCUAAUGUUCUUCAUUCAUGGCCCUAACUGUCCUCCAGGAUAUUUCGGUCCCGGAGGAAUGCAUGAUGGUGGUAUGUAUUCUCAGUGCACUGGAGGUGCAGCUGGUUAUGUUGAUAGAGUACUUUUAGGAAACUCUCAUAUAUACCAGAAACCGAGUUUUAAAACAAUUUAUCAUAGUACACAACCUUAUGAUCCAGAGGGUAUUCUAGGAUUUUUCACAUCAAUAUUUCUUGUUUUCUUGGGAUUACAGGCAGGAAAAAUUUUAUUGACAUAUAAAGAAUGGAAAGCUCGAGUCAUACGUUGGAUGUUCUGGGCUGUCAUAACUGGGAUUAUUGCAGCCAUUCUGUGCCUGGGCUCUAAGAAUGGUGGCUGGAUACCUGUGAAUAAAAAUUUAUGGUCUGUGUCUUACAUACUAGCCACUGGGAGCAUGGCAUUUACUUUGCUUUCAAUAUGUUACUUUGUCAUCGAUAUUAAAAACUGGUGGAGUGGGGCACCAUUUUACCAUGCAGGAAUGAAUUCCAUAAUGUUGUAUGUUGGACAUUCUAUUACUCACCAGAUGUUUCCCUGGCGCUGGCAAGUUGAACCAUCUCAUAUGAAUGAGUUGUUUAUGAAUUUGUGGGGUACAACUCUAUGGGUUAUAACUGCUAUCUGGAUGCACCAUAAAAGUAUAUUUGUGACUGUCUGAGAGUUUUAACUGUUAAUAUAGAAAGAAAAUUGGAGAAGACCUUUGUAUGUCAAAUUACAUUUCAUGUUAAAAGACAAUUUUAAGAAAUAUGAGGAUAAUUAAUUUUUUUGAGAAGAUCAUUAACUUUUGACCUUUUUUCUCGAAAUAUUAUAUUGAUUAACACCUGUUACAUAUUCAGUAUUACAAAGUGAGUUCUAUGUAAGUACUGCUACAAUGAAUUCUAAUUUUUGCAAAACUCCAGUUUUUUUUUUUUUUUUUUUUUUUUUUUUUUUUUUUUUUUUUUUAAUUGAUGGUGUUUUUAAUGGAAUUUCUAUUUGAAAACUACUGGUUUUAUGAAUUCUUCUGGCCCCUUGGAAGCUUAUGAAAAGAGUGUCCACUGUAAUAACAAAAAUGUUAAUAUAUGAGCUUCAUUUUUCAUUUCCAUGUAUUGUUAAAAAUUUGAAUGGUUCUAAUUUUCUAAAAUAGCAUUAAAAAUAUUUCUAAAUAA
This is a messenger RNA of Stegodyphus dumicola, 2286 nucleotides long. RefSeq names its product Heparan-alpha-glucosaminide N-acetyltransferase (gene Hgsnat). NCBI's taxonomy places the organism in Eukaryota, Metazoa, Arthropoda, Arachnida, Araneae, Eresidae. The record is from RefSeq and is a predicted model, not a curated record.